AUGGAAGAUGAUUACUCGGAUGUAUCAGAGCUGAGCUCUCCACCGGCAUCACCGUCACCACCUCCUGGGUUCUAUCCCUCGCCGCCUCCGUCUCAGGACACGGACGAGUCGGGCGUUGGCCAAGACCACAGUGUGCCGCCCGCCAGGAAGAAGCGUCGGGUGGCCGCCCCCAAAGAACGCCGGACGCAGCAUCUCCAUCUGUCUAGUCUCUCUCUUUCCCACGCCUGCCAACAGCCCCAGAUCGAUUUGCUCACCAAGACGAUUCGGCGUCACCGCAAAAUCGUCGUCAUUGCGGGUGCGGGUAUCUCCACUUCGGCUGGCAUUCCCGAUUUUCGGUCCACCGAUGGCCUGUUCAAAUCCCUGCAGAAGAAACACAACCUCAAAACAUCCGGAAAAUUGCUCUUCGAUGCCGCCGUCUACCAGGAUGAAACGUUAACCGCCUCCUUCCAAGAUAUGGUCCGGUCGCUCUCCGAGGAGGCGGCCAACACCUCCCCCACGGCUUUUCACCACAUGCUCGCUCGCCUCGGUCAGGAGGGUCGGCUCACCCGCCUCUACACGCAGAACAUUGACGGCAUCGAGACCUCCAUGCCUCCAUUGGCCACCCAGAUCCCCUUGAACGUCAAAGCACCGUGGCCCCGUACCAUCCAGCUGCACGGAAGCCUCGACAAGAUGGUGUGUCAGAAGUGUCGCCAUCUACGGGACUUUGAUCGCGUCAUGUUCGACCGUCCCGAUGCGCCCGAAUGUCCCGAAUGCUCGGUGAACAAUCAACUCCGCAUGCAGACCGGCCAACGCAGUCAUGGGGUGGGGAAGAUGCGACCGCGUAUCGUGCUCUACAACGAACACAACCCGGACGAGGAGGCCAUCACCUCCGUCAUGAAUGCCGACAUCCGCUCCCGCCCCGACGCGCUCAUCGUGGUGGGCACUAGCUUGAAGAUUCCGGGGGUGCGCCGUCUGGUCAAAAGCCUCUGCUCGGUGAUCCGCAGCCGCCGGAACGGCGUCACGAUGUGGAUCAAUAACGAGCCCCCGGUCGGGAAGGAUUUCGAAGAUUGCUGGGAUCUCAUGGUUACGGGCGACUGUGAAGAUGUCGCCCGUCUAGCCGCCCUGAAACGGUGGGAUGACCAGUCGGGAGACGUGUUUGACGAGUGCAAUGCGUCGGAGGUGGACCGGGUGAAGAGGGAGCAGGAAAUAUCGAUUGUCAUCUCGACGCCGAGGAAGAAGCAGAAGACCACGGCGGGCUUCCUCACGCCGUCGUCCAGUCAGGACGAAGAUAUCAAGAAGUCGCAACUCCCGACCGACGUGCUUCCGAACCCGGCGAGCCGUGGACCGAAACUACAGGACGUGCUCAAAGGAAGUAAGCCAACUAUGGCGAAGAAGGGCGGCGCAAAAGGAAAGGCAGUGCCGCGGAAGCGCAUCAAGAAGGACCAGCCGACCACCAACUCCAAGAUCACCACCUUCAGCAAAGUCACCAAGGCGCAGAAAGUCGGCGCCGACGCGGACAAGUCGGCCAAGCUGGAAAAAGAAGACUUCAAGCCCAUGCAUCCGCUACCCCCGGGGGCGGCGCGCAACAAUGGACCGAUGUUUCCCAACCUAGUCCAGAAAGGGGACGCCACGCCAGGCAGCGAUCAGUGGCGUCAGCCCGAGACGAUUUCUCCUAAGUCCGUGCCACAUGGUAUGAGUGAACUAUUAAACCAACCGGCAUGA
Messenger RNA from Aspergillus tanneri, 1701 nucleotides. RefSeq names its product putative SIR2 family histone deacetylase (Hst4). Bases 1 to 1701 code for a protein of 566 amino acids. Gene Ontology annotation, cellular component: mating-type region heterochromatin. NCBI's taxonomy places the organism in Eukaryota, Fungi, Ascomycota, Eurotiomycetes, Eurotiales, Aspergillaceae. The record is from RefSeq and is a predicted model, not a curated record. The transcript has 2 exons. Gene Ontology annotation, biological process: replication-born double-strand break repair via sister chromatid exchange; pericentric heterochromatin formation; negative regulation of transcription by RNA polymerase II. Gene Ontology annotation, molecular function: histone deacetylase activity, NAD-dependent; NAD+ binding.